Molecule: messenger RNA, 2946 nt
Organism: Zea mays
Lineage: Eukaryota; Viridiplantae; Streptophyta; Magnoliopsida; Poales; Poaceae
Exons: 2
Coding region: 90-905 (271 amino acids)
Source: RefSeq, a predicted model, not a curated record
AUAAAUAUUCGAAAACGGAGAUUAGAAUAAUCGGGCUGUCAGGAUUGACUUGCUCAGCUCAUAUAUCCGUCCAGUCGUCACAUAUUCACAUGCAUGCGGUCUUUAUAUCUCUCUCCGCGCUGCCUCCUCGCCUCACAGAGACGUUCGCCAACGCCAAACCAAUCUCGCUCGAUCGCUACGUCUACGUGCAGUGCAGUGCGGGGACCGACAACAAUCACCAUAUGGGCAACUCCAUGGGCGGGAAGCGGCGGAGGGCGAGGGUGAUGACGGUGGACGGCACCACGUACAAGUACCGCGCCCCCGCGGCGGCCGGGGACGCGCUGCGCGAGCACCCGGGCAAGGGCAACCACCUGCUGGAGUCGGAGGAGGUGCGGCGACUGGGCCUGCGCGCGCGGCCGCUGGACCCGGACGCGCCGCUCAAGCCCGGGAAGCUCUACUUCCUGGUGGAGCUGCCUCCGCCGUCGUCGGCCGCCCACCACCAUCGCCGGGCCCGGGCGCCGCAGCGCACGUGGUCCGGCGCGCUCCACUACGGCGCCGUGGCCGGGGCCGGGGAGCGGCUGGAGAGCCUGAUGCUGGCGCGGCGGUCGGCGUCCGACGUGGCGGCGUCGUCGUCCGUCGGCGACGGCGGCGCCCUGCGCCUGCGCGUGCGCCUCCCCAAGGCCGACGUCCAGCGCCUCGUCGACGACAGCCGCGACGCCGCCGACGCCGCCGAGAGGAUCAUGCAGCUCUGCGUCGCCCGCGACCAGCAGCGCCGCCACCGGUCCGCGCCCGCCACGCCCCUCGCCGUGCCCGUGCCCCCGGCGGUCGUCAGCGUCACCUCGACGUCCAGCUCGCGCAAAGAUGAUGGCUCCGGCGGUAGCAACAAGCCCGCGGCGGCAACAACCGGCAAGAAAGAGAGGACGUAAAAAUGUCUGGGAGAUCGAUAUAGAUUAGGAUCCAUCCAAUUAGUAUAUAGUCAGACAUGCAUGCACGAGAGAACCAGUGAAUUGGGCACGCGUGGCGUGGAAGAGAAACCGACCGCCCGAAAUAACAAGGCAGUAUGUCAGUGGAAAAGAGCUGGCAUGUCAGGCUAAUUAAUUAAAUUAAAAAUUUGGAGUACUUAACUGUCUCCCUGCCUGUCUGGUGCUGCCACGUAGCACUCCGACUCCGAUCCAGGAGAGUACAACACACACCCUCCUCCUGUCCUGUAAUUUAUGUAUCAAACAAAUACCACUACUCCAGUAGUAGGAGUACUAUGCAGCAUGUAUCCAUACCACCAUGCGUGCACAGUGAAAUUAAUGAAAAGAUGCGUGUGGCGUGUGUGCAUAUAUAUGGUCCAGUAAUACAAGGGUCGUUUAGGCGACGGAUGCGAGCAUGCAUGCAUGUGAUGACGGGGACACGCCGGUGGUGGUCACGCAGUCUACUACCAGCUGUACUGUGCUCGAGAUGGGGCCUGGGAGCGCUGUCCAAUUGAUUAGGACGAGCUGUUAAGGCGUGCUCCAGAGUCCAGUGUCCGAUCGGGCUAACAGACCACCAUGCAAGUCAAGGGCAUUGUUACAGACUUUCAUAUCACGAGGUAGGUGGGAUUAGGGUUUAGGGUAGGAAAUUAAAAAAAAUCCCCUCCUUCACCUUGCUCUCUCCUUCACUCGAUCUGUAUUUUAGUCAAGAUUAGUAGAGAAUCCACUUUUACCCGCUUUCAUCCCAUUUCUUAUUAAGGAUCUAAUAAAAUCACUCAAUAAUAGGGUGUAGUAGAAACUAAUUCACCGAUUAAUAACAAAGCAUGCAAACUAGAGGUCAACGAGCAAGCUAGCGAUCGUCGUUCGUGGUGCGUAGUAACCCGACGCCGCCGGCCAUGUGGUUAGAUUCUGAAACGAACGCGGUUGUUGUACCUAGUUAUUAAGGUAAAUGCAUGCAGAUCAUCGAUCGUCGAGAGCAUGUGGCUCGUGUGCCAAUGUGUUCGAUUAACCACGCCGUGGGCUCGACUCGAUCAAGGGCCUUCCACAAUAACUCGUUGACAUGCAGAGAUAUAUAAUUAAUCGUAUACAUACAGAUUUUAUUAGUACCACACUACGACGUACUCGUUGACAUGGAUUAUAUUUCUAUCAUAAUAUAUUGUUAUUUUUUAUCACUGUCUGACUAUAUACAUAAUUGUUGAUUAUUUUUUGUAUCGAUAGAUUAGAUUUUAUUGGGAUUACGAUUUUGUCUAACAAAUAUAUAUUUUUUGCUUUGAGAACUCAGAAUCACAUAUUAUAGUUACAUAAACUAUAACACAUAAACCGUAAUUGUAAUUAUAUAUAUAUAUAUAUAUAAUUAUAGUGUAAAAUGAAGCUAAAAUUCAGAAGUCUAAAACUUGGCAAGUAUCCUAAUGAUAUUUCUAGAGACCUUGGCAGCGACUGGUCAUGUGCCCUGUCGAGAUCUGACACGACACCUCAAAAGCCGCCCACUACACAUGACAUGAUGGAAUAAUCCACGUAGCUUACUAAAGGCAAGGCACCUUGUAACAUGUGAGUGAACGGUGCUUGUAGCAAAUUCAACAGCCGUCUGCCGGCUGCCGGUGUCGGUUAGGCCGUGCGUUGAUCGGUCGAUGAAAAUAAUGCUGGUAGCAUAGUAGAUAUCCUGUAAAUUAUGGUAAGUUUAAGAUAGAGGAUGAGAUAGGAUUACUGCUGGAGUCAGCCUAAUGCUCAGUGAGCCAGCCAGCCCGGUAGCGGCAGGACGGACAAUCAUGCAUGCAAGCAAGCAAGAAAGCAUUCCUCUUUCGGUGCGGAAGUGGGAAACAGCACCGAGAACUGCUAGCUACUACCCUAGUCUAGCGGCUUUCCACUUGAAGCGACUCGCGCGGCAAGACCUGCUGCUGCAGCAGCCGCACGCACACAGUAGUGUGGAAACACCGCACGCACAUAGUACGGUGCAAGUUUGCAACGACAGCGCCGCAACCUUUUUGUCAGGGCCAUUGGUGUGUGCUGAACU